GCAGAUUGGGAGGCGGCGGCGCUCGGCCGCGAUGCUCCUUACUUUCGGCUCCAGCUCCCGCCGCCGCCGCCGCCUCCUGGAUCGCCACCGCCACCUCCUCCUCCUCCUCCUCCUCCUCUGCCUCGUAGCGUUCUUUUCUGCGGCGGAGGAGAGAAGUGCUAUGUCAGGAAAGUUCCGGGAGGGACUGUGUGGGGCCAUGCUCCCUGGGCUCCUGUGCAGGCGCCCGCGCGCAGCUCUUUGUAUGAGGCAAAAGGACUCCUGUGGAAGAUGGAGCUCUUUGUCCAAGCCCAUCCAUGAACCAUGAUACUGCUGCUCUGUGUUGAAAUUCUUGAAGAACCCCCACAUGUCGGCUGCCGCCUUCCAUCCUACUGAAACCAUGGUCUUCUCUGCAGUGCUGACUGCGUCCCAUACUGGGGCAACCAACACAACGUUCGUAGUCUUUGAAAACAUGUACAUGAAUAUUACAGCCCCUCCACCAUUCCAGCAUCCCGACAUCAGUCCGCUGCUUAGAUACAGUUUCGAAACCCUGGCUCCCACUGGGAUGAAUUCCUUGACAGUGAAUAGCACAGCUGUGCCCCCAACACCAGCAGUUUUUAAGAGCCUAAACUUGCCUCUCCAGAUCAUCCUUUCUGCUAUUAUGAUAUUUAUUCUGUUCGUGUCUUUUCUUGGGAACUUGGUCGUUUGCCUCAUGGUUUACCAAAAAGCUGCCAUGCGAUCUGCCAUUAACAUCCUCCUGGCCAGCCUGGCGUUUGCAGACAUGUCGCUUACAGUGCUCAACAUGCCCUUUGCCUUGGUAACUAUUCUUACUACCAGAUGGAUUUUCGGGAAAUUCUUCUGUAGGGUAUCUGCUAUGUUUUUCUGGUUGUUCGUGAUAGAGGGAGUGGCCAUCCUGCUCAUCAUUAGCAUUGAUAGAUUCCUUAUUAUAGUCCAGAGGCAGGAUAAGCUAAAUCCAUAUAGGGCUAAGGUUCUAAUUGCAGUUUCCUGGGCGACUUCCUUUUGUAUAGCUUUUCCUCUGGCUGUAGGAAACCCUGACCUGCAGAUACCUUCCAGAGCGCCUCAGUGCGUGUUUGGGUACACAACCAAUCCGGGUUACCAGGCUUACGUGAUUUUGAUUUCUCUCAUUUCUUUCUUCAUACCCUUCCUGGUGAUACUGUAUUCGUUUAUGGGCAUCCUCAACACUCUUCGGCACAACGCCUUGAGGAUCCAUAGCUACCCUGAGGGUAUAUGCCUCAGCCAGGCCAGCAAACUGGGUCUCAUGAGUCUUCAGAGACCCUUCCAGAUGAGCAUUGACAUGGGCUUUAAAACGCGUGCCUUCACCACCAUCUUGAUUCUCUUUGCUGUCUUCAUCGUCUGCUGGGCCCCCUUCACCACUUACAGCCUUGUGGCAACGUUCAGUGAACACUUUUACUAUAAGCACAACUUUUUUGAGAUUAGCACCUGGCUGCUCUGGCUCUGCUACCUCAAGUCUGCCUUGAACCCACUGAUUUACUACUGGAGGAUUAAGAAAUUCCACGACGCCUGCCUGGACAUGAUGCCCAAGUCCUUCAAGUUUUUGCCACGGCUCCCUGGUCACACAAGACGCCGGAUCCGCCCCAGUGCUGUCUACGUGUGUGGGGAACAUCGGACUGUGGUGUGACUGUUGGAACCGCCUGACAUUUGGGGUGAUGGUUGUUCUGUAUUUGACUGAAGUCUUCUUUCACGUGGCUUUUCCACGUGUACUUUACUGUUUUUUUAUAGGGUUUGUGUGUAGGUGUGUGUGUGUGGUGUAAAGAAAGAAUGGUGGUUAGUUGUAAUUCUGUUACCAAGGAUACACAAUAGGGAAGUGAUCACAAAUGUUACCUCCAGGGUUCAAGAGAAAUCUUCGCUUUAGGAUGGGGAGAUGGUUUUUUGUUUCUCUGAUUGAUUUUGUUUUUGAGGUAGAAAUCAGGAUUGUGCUUUACUGAGCCUGCAGUUGCGUUGAAUUGUAGGUGUUUUGUAUGCUGCUAAGGAAUGCUUAGUUUAUCAGUUCUCUUUUUCUGGAAGACACUGCUGCUUUUUGCCAUUACAUUGGAGCCAAAAACCA
Equus caballus (horse) is the source of this 2062-nucleotide messenger RNA. RefSeq names its product G protein-coupled receptor 63 (gene GPR63). Gene Ontology annotation, cellular component: membrane. The record is from RefSeq and is a predicted model, not a curated record. Lineage: Eukaryota; Metazoa; Chordata; Mammalia; Perissodactyla; Equidae. Gene Ontology annotation, molecular function: G protein-coupled receptor activity. Gene Ontology annotation, biological process: G protein-coupled receptor signaling pathway.